Platichthys flesus (European flounder) is the source of this 2488-nucleotide messenger RNA. It is a transcript of the gene ifi44g, whose product is annotated as interferon induced protein 44g. The record is from RefSeq and is a predicted model, not a curated record. The transcript has 9 exons. Lineage: Eukaryota; Metazoa; Chordata; Actinopteri; Pleuronectiformes; Pleuronectidae. Bases 70 to 1623 code for a protein of 517 amino acids.
CAGAAACGCCACUGCCUGCACCUCUGCUCUCUUUCUUCCUGCAGCAGCUGCUUCAACACAGGACUCACGAUGAGCAGCAGCUCUCCAUUUGGAUCAGCUACUCCAGCUCAACCCCUCAGAUUCUCUUCAUUGGGAUCAGCUACUCCAUCUCAACCCACCAGUAGCUCUCCAUUUGGAUCAUUUACUCCAGCUAAACCCCCCAGCGGCUUUUCUUUUGGAUCAUCUACUCUAGAUCAACCCCCCAGCGGCUUUUCUUUUGGAUCAUCUACUCUACAUCAACCCACCAGUGGUAUUUCAUUUGGAUCAUCUGCUGCGGCUAAACGCACCAGCAACUCUUCAUUUAGAACAGCUACUCCAGCUAAACCCAAGAGCAGCUCUCCAUUUGGAUUAGCUACUGCAGCUAAACCCACAAGUGUUUUUUCAUUUGGAUCAUCUACCCCAGCUCAACCCAUCACCAGCUCACCAGUGACGGCCUUAGAAGCCCUGAGCAACUGUACAGCUACAACGAGCACAACGUGCAAAAUAAAACCACAGACUUUUACGUUUCCAGCAGUGAACCAGAACGGUGAACUGAAAGACACAGAUUCAAAAGAAGUCUUUGGAUUUGGACAGGCACCAGCACCAGUUGUCAACGCAGUCUCUCCAGCAGUUAAACCCCCUUCGUGGAGGAAUGUGCAGUGGACAGAAGAGCGAAGGAGCAGCCUGAUGAAGGCCGUCGGCUCCUACACACCGGGCAGUGAGGAGGUGACUCAAGCCAGGGUUCUCCUCCUGGGCCCUGUCGGGUCGGGAAAGUCCAGCUUCAUCAGUUCAGUCCAUUCGGUGUUCAACGGACGAGUCACCAACCGGGCCAUGGUGGGCGCCUCCUCCACCAGCUUCACCAAAAAGCUGCAGUCGUUCAACAUCUGUGGUCAGAAAGGUAAGGUGUCGACCAAACUGGUGCUGUGUGAUUCUAUGGGUCUGGGGAAAGGAGAGAUGACCGGACUGACCCUCCACGACAUCCUGUCCGUCAUCAAAGGUCACGUACCUGAGGGACACAAGGUAACAAUCCCAGUGAUGUUUUCACUAGUGUGUAAUGAUCUAAGUUGUACGAAUUGUUGUUUUCUUUACCUGAGAAUGUGCCUUUUAUAUUCAGAUGCUUUAUCAUCGGUCCUCAGCCUGGACCUAUUAAACACCUUUUUAGUUUUUAUGGCAGCUGAAGGUUUCCACAUGUUCUCUUCCAUGUUUGGAAGGAGAGGGCGAGGUGAGGGGUAUUCAGCUGCAAAAUGCAACUUCACCACUAGUGGCACUGAUGUUGAUACAGUGUGUGUGUGUGUGUGUGUAUCAGGUAUCCACCAGGUGGCUCUGCUGACCCAUGUGGAUGAAAUCUGUGCAAGAACAGCCACAGACGUCUCAAUGGUUUACGCCAGCGAAGCAAUAAAAGAGACGAUGAGAAAAGCUGCAGAUCUGAUGGGUAUGUCCACCUCCUACAUCGUCCCGGUGAAGAACUACUCGUCAGAGCUGGACCUGGACGUGAACACCGACGUGCUGCUGCUCAGCGCCGUCGAGCACAUCCUGCAGUACGUGGAUCUGUUCUUCCAGGACAACACACCGCAAGAAACGGAGUCAGAGAAAAUCGAAUUAUAAUCCAAACAUGAAUGUCGUCAAUUUUUAAGUGUGGGGAUUUGAACAACCUUAUAAGAAAGUUGCUUUUGUUUUUCUUACCUUUUUACCGAAUUUAACAGAAAAAUCUUUUAUUCAGAAUCAGAAGUGUGUGAUAUUUUAUUGUCACCUGCAAAUACAGUGUUCUCCACUGUCAUAGAAGUCGUUUAAAAAACUUGCUUCACACACCAAUUUGGUUUGUGUACUAUGAUUUCUUUCAUGUUAUGCUAAUCCAUUCAAUACAAUUAAUCCUGAUAUCUUUGGAUUGGAAUAAUUUAUAAAUUCACUCCUAAAAUAUAAGAUUCUGGUCAUAAUAACAUUAAAUAUCAAUAACAUCAUGGUUUGACUGUUUAUUUGAGAUUGUAGGUGUGAUUGGACUCCUCUCCAGCUGUCGAGCUCAUUAUACAACAGUGAAGUAAAGUCACAAUAAAUAAGCAUAUGUCAAAUUGUGAAUAUUUAAAAAUGAAAAGGGAAAAUGUGAAUAUUACAGAAACUCAACAAAUUGUUAUUCUAGAAAGAACCAGGUUUAUGUACCACCUUAACAUAGACUGGUGAUAAUGUUAUUGUCAUCAUCAUUAUUAACCACUUUUUAAUUUUAACAUUAAGAACAUGAUUGUGUAUCCUAUCAGCAGUCUGACAGAGCGGUUACACAACUGUUACUGGUCUCACUCUUCCAUGUUUCUCCAUUACAGAGCUAGAAGAUGUUCAAGUAUCUGAUUUCAUUUGAACUGAGAAAUUCCAUUUAUUGUUAUAUCACACUUUAUAAAGUACAUCGGGUUUGAAUCUUAAUUCCUUGUGAUGCAGAAUUGCGUUAAAUCCCUCAAUAAAAUCCCCAAAGUGCACCAAUGAA